CAUGGACUUCGUAUAAAUUCAGUCUACGAACGGAGGAAUUCACGGCAUCUACAGACGAUUAUGUUAUCUUCCAAUGAGUCUUCCAAAGAAUGCUCAACAUUCACUAUCAGCUGAAUGGAUUUUUGGGAAAAUACUCAUGACGCUGAGUCUCAGUCACUACUUUAGUUAUUGACUUAAACUUAUAUGUUAUGUGUUCCAGUGAAUAGUUGAUAUCCCCAAUAGACAGAUUAAUCUUUGAAAGGUUUGAAGCUUAAAGUGAUUUUUUGAUGAAUGAUAGGCAGUCAUCCCGCAUUCCAAAAUUUGUUUAUUUAUACCAGUUUAUUAACAGUGAAUGUGAAACAAAGAUACACUAAAUUUAAAAUUACUAUUAGGAUUUCGUGGUUUGGUUGCAUGGAUUUAAACACAAUGAACUGUGAUUCAAGCUAUUUAUAGCUAUGGGAUAUGAGAGUCCUAUGUCACUUAAAAUUGAGAUAAACAUAGAGAAUGAACUCGGAGUUUUUGAGCCUCGAGAUGAUGUUGCUGGUCAUAUAUUAAUAAAAACUGAAGAAGAUACAGAAAUUGAUAGUUGUAUUGUGUGGUUAUAUGGGUUGGCUAAAACCCGUUGGAAUAUUGAAAAUGAAAGCUAUAUGAAUAGACCUGGUUCAUUAGCAAGUGGAAUUAAUUUAUCAAGAUCUAUUUCAAAUUUUAAAAAAUUCACUAAUACCAAUGUUUGUAUUACAGAAAAUAAAAUUUGCAAAUUACUUUCAAAUGCAUCAAACGUUUUGAAGCAAACAAAAUCAUGUAAAUCGCAUGAAACUGUAUCGCCACGUACACAUUUAACUUGUUGUACUGAUCGUGGUUACUUAUCUGAUACACAUUUUAAAUCCAAUUGUAAUUAUAAUCAUUCGUCAUGUGCAUUAGAUCAUGAUUUAAUUUGUGAAUCACGAAUUGGUGAGUCAUGGAUUUCAGCUUCAGGAUCGUUUACAUCAUUGGAUGCUGAAAGCAGUAUUAAAAGUAGUCAAAGUUUUAAUAAAUUAGUUUCACCAGGUUCUACUAUUAAUAAUAACGAUUAUCCUCUGAGAUCAUUUCAACAAAUAACGAAAACAACAGACAAAAUAUAUGAUUCAACAUGUCUUCCUAAUUUCUGUUUAGAACAAUGGAAAAGAUUAUUUGAAAUGGAUGAGGAGAAGAAAGAAUGUAUAUAUCAUGGUGAUUUACAAUUAAUUUACAAAUCGAAACUUGAUUUGCUUAAACAAUACAAUGAUGUUUUGUCAAGUAAACAUAUGGAGAAAACUGAUCAGUUAGUAACAAAUAGCACUAUUGAAACAUUGAAAAAUGAUAAUGAUUUAAACAAUAACCCAAAUGACAUUGAAUUACAUUAUGAUAAGUUUAGUUUAAAUGGGCAAACAAAUAAACAUAUAUUGUCGAAUAAUACUAAUAAAAAUAUCAUGAUCUAUUAAAUGAUAAUAAUAAUACCAGUGAAAAAUUACAAUCAUCCAUUGAUAAACAUAGUAGGACAAAAACAAAAUUUACAUUGACACGUGGUAUACAUGUAUUUUACUUUGAAUUUCAACUACCAGCAGAUUUGCCUAGUACAUUUGAAUUACCGACAAACUGUUUGGCUGGUGGUGCAUCAGCAUCUAUUACAUAUGCUGUACGUAUUGAAUUACGUAAUAAUCGUCUAAAAUUAAGGCAUAUACAACAGCGUGAAAUUAUUGUAUUCAGACCAUUAGAAUUAAUACAUUUCCCCAGAUUAAGAGAUCGAAUAACAUUACAUCGAGAAUUUGUAUCAUUAGGCUGUUGUUCACAUCCAAGUGGAUUAAUUCUAUGCGAUUUAGCCGUGAAUAAAACUGGAUUUGUUCCUGGGGAAACAAUUAUUCCUCAAGUUCAUAUCACCAAUCGAUCUAGUCGUGCUAUACAAACUGUACAUUUAACAUUUGCACAGACAGUCUUUUUAAAAGGUAUCAAUAAACAAAAUCAUAUUGAAGUUUUACGUAUUUUUGCGACAAGAUUAAAUGCUCAAUCAACAUUGUCCGGAUAUAAUUUAUUUGAACAAUUAGAUAUGAAUAAAAUUUCUGGUGUAUUUUCUUCAUCAAAUUCAUUUUCAUCAAGAAGUUCAACAAAUCGUUUUGAACGUAGUGAACAACAACAAAAAACACAUCGACAUAAUAGUGUAAAUAGUAAAAAUGAUAAACAGAUUAAAUCCCAGACAAAACAUAAACACCGACAAAAAUUACAUCAGAAUUCUUUAUCAACAAAUAUUAUCGCUGUACCAGAUCAAGGUGGUCAAGCAUAUUUCACAGAUUUAAUACAUGUACCACCUCUUCCAACUAGUGGAUUAUUUGGUAGACAAAAUUUAAUUUAUUUAGAAUAUUCAUUAAUUUUACGACUUCGUAUGCAAGGUGAUAGAGAAGGUAAGCAUGAUCACUGUAUGCAAAUCCCAAUUACAAUCGGUUCUGACCCAACUAGAGAAACAUCGUUCAUUGGAAAUGAUGAAGUUGUACCUUGUUAUGCAUCAUUUGAUUUUGCUUCUGGUGAUAUUGUAGAAUAUGAUCCAUUAAAUCAAUCUAAUUCAAUACGUUUAACUCCUGUUUAUAGAUAUUUUAAACCAAAACCUAUUGAGCAAUCACCAAAUAAAUUAAAUAAUAUUAAAUUUUCUUCUAAUUCACCAUUAAAUAAUAAUAAUAGUGUAAAAUCAUUACAAAUUCUAUCAAAAUCUAGUCCUUCAAUAUUAAAACAACCGAAUAUUAUAAAUACUUCAACUAAUAAUAUACCUAUUACAAAAAAUAAUCAUCAAAAUUCAUUGAAAUCUACAAAAUCAUUAUCAUCACCAUCAUCAUCGUCAUCAUCACUUUGUCAUGAUAAGGAAUUCAUUCCACAGAAACAAUAUAAUCAAUCAUUGAAUAAUACAACUUGUUUGGUUAAUAAUAAUAAUGAUGUAAUGAUAACUACUAUUCCAGGAUUAAUGAAUUCUGAUGAUCCUAAAUCAGAGAAUUAUUCACAUAAACAAUUUCCAAAUAAAAAGCUCAAACCUACUUCAUUGAAUAAAUUAAAACGUCAAAAUAAUAUUCAAGACAUAACACCAAUACAUAAAAUGAAUAAUAUAAAUUCAAUUGAUCUAAUAACUAUGAGAAAUGAAUCACCUCAAUUACGUUUAUCAAAUCAACAAUAUUUUGAUGAUGGUAAUAUAACAUUACGUGAUAUAACAAUAAUGAAUAUUGAAAAUAAAAUUAAUUCAUUAUCCUCUAAAUUGAAAUCAUUGAAAAAAACACAAUCUGAUGCUUUUAAUUUAUCAAAAUCUAAGAAACAAAACUAUAAACAACAAUCAUUAACAAAUUAUCAUCAGAAAUAUUCAGAGAAAAAUGAAAAAGCACAUUUGAUAUCUGAUCAUUCCUCUUCAACAUCAUUACCUCAUCAUUAUCAUCAUCAUCAUCAACAUCAUGAACAUCGUCUUCACAAUUAUUAUCACCAUCAUCAUUCUUCUACUUCUCCACCAUGUUUAGAAAAUUCUAAAUUAGAAUAUAAAUGUAAAUCGCAAACAAACAUUCCGAUUCAUCAAUAUUUAAAUGAUUUAUUAUUAGAUCAACCAUUAUCAUAUGAUGUAAUUAAUAAAAAUGUAAAAAUUACACGAAAUCAAUCCAAUGAUCAUAGUUAUUGUUAUAAUUUAGAUUCUAUUCAUGCAAACCAAAUGGAUUAUACAAAAGUUAUUCAUAAUGAUAGUGAUAAUGAUGGUGAUGAUGAUGAUGACGACGACAACGACGUGGAAGAAGUUGAUGAUGAAGAGGGGGAGGACAAUGAGAAUGACGAAGACACUGAUGAAGAUGAUGGGGAUGAAGAAGAUGAUGACGAUGAUGGUGGUGAAGAAGAAGGCAAUAUUCCAUCUGGAAAUAAUAACUAUGAUGAUAUCACUAGUGAUGAAAUAAAUAAAUAUACAAUGAAAACUAAUCAAUUUCAUACAUAUCCGUGUGAUACUUUAAAAUACUGUACAGAUAAAAUACCUAAACUAGAUAAAAUAUCAAUUAAACCGCAUGAAAAUUUUGAUAAUUCUUAUCACACUGAUGAUAACGUUGACAAAGAGAGUGACGAUGAAGAUGACAGGGAUAAUGACAAUCAAAUAGUGGAUAGAAUUAACAACCUAAAAGACAAUCGUCAAAUAGGAGAUUAUGAAGAAGUAACACUAAAGCAAUAUGAUACACAGUCAAAACAUAUUUUAAGCAUAUCUCAUGAAGAUUCAACUAAUGAAAAUGAUAAUACAUCAUCCGACAUAACAGAUUUAUAUCAUAAAGUUCAAAAAAUAUCAGAUAAUAAACAGAUUUCAUUGAAUUAUAGAUUUAAACAAGCCAAAGAUUUAUACAAUGCUUAUUGGAAUUGUCCAAAAGUGGCACCUAUUGUAGGUCGUAAGUCUGAUACUGAUGGAUUUUGGACGUAUGGUCAUGGAAGUACUAAUGAAAACAAUAAUAAUAAUAAUAAUGCUGACUCGUAAAACUCCAGUUUACCGGAAUCAUUUCUAAUUUCUAUCUUUUGUAAAUAUUAACAUACCGUUUUAAACUGUAGAUUUUUCUUCUUUUCAUUUUCAAAUAAAAAACUUAACGUUCAAUUUUCAUUGUUGCAAACAAACAAACAAAUAAAAGGACUGCUUCAUUAAACUAUUGAAACAUUGAGCAAAGUGAUGUUCAAGUAAAUAAUAAUGAAAUGUAUAAGUAACUAUCUAUAAGAAUUACGUAACAGUUAUAAAAAUUAGGAUAUUCUUUGUUUGUUUGUUUUUUCUUGUUGCUGUCGUUGUUGUUGUUGUUGUUGACAAAUGUCAACAUUUAAAUUUAAUGACAAUUGAUUUGUUUAAAUCAUAUUUUCAAUUAACCAAUCAAAUUGAAAUAUUUAAAUAAAUACCUCAUUUCUAUAUAGGCAAUAAAAUAAAUACAUAAUGACAUGUUUAAAAAAAUUUGUAGAUGAAAUAAACCUUAUGUAAAUAGUUGUAUAGUUUCUUAAAAAAAGAAAAAGAGAAAACAAUUUUUCUUAAAAAAUUAUUGUCAUUAAUUGUAAAACG
This is a messenger RNA of Schistosoma haematobium, 5023 nucleotides long. RefSeq lists its product as uncharacterized. The transcript is spliced from 6 exons. The record is from RefSeq and is a predicted model, not a curated record. Lineage: Eukaryota; Metazoa; Platyhelminthes; Trematoda; Strigeidida; Schistosomatidae. The coding region runs from base 2042 to 4462 and encodes 806 amino acids.